Messenger RNA from Vicia villosa (hairy vetch), 3430 nucleotides. Its product is annotated as probable receptor-like protein kinase At2g23200. The transcript has a single exon. Lineage: Eukaryota; Viridiplantae; Streptophyta; Magnoliopsida; Fabales; Fabaceae. The record is from RefSeq and is a predicted model, not a curated record. Gene Ontology annotation, cellular component: plasma membrane; plasmodesma. Gene Ontology annotation, molecular function: ATP binding; transmembrane receptor protein tyrosine kinase activity. Gene Ontology annotation, biological process: protein autophosphorylation. The coding region runs from base 210 to 2741 and encodes 843 amino acids.
UACGUUCUCAAAUAUAGUUUCCAAAUAAAAUUAGAAAAGUAAGAACAGAACAGACAAGGAAGAAGAAAAUUCAAAGCUCAUUUCUCACACAGACCACAAAUCAAGUCUUUUACUUAUCUAAGUCUUCUACUAACGACGAAUAAUUGCAAUCAUAAUACUAUCAUAGCUUCAAAAUAAUCAUCAACCAAACACAAUUUCCCUCUCUUCCUAUGGCAACUCAACACUCUAUCAUUUUACUUACUUUUCUUCUUCAAUUCUCAUCACUACAAUUUCCCUCACUCGGAUUAUACAAUCAACAAAAAACAUACUUCAUCAACUGCGGAUCAGAUACCGACUUUACACAAAAUAGCAAUCUUUAUAUUGGUGAAUCAAAUCCUUCUUACCCUAAAAAAAUGUUCAGCAAAAGCUAUAAAGAAACAAGUCAAUCUUCAGUGCCUUCAACUCUCUACCAAACAGCAAGAAUAUUCUAUUCCAAAUCUUCCUAUGAAUUCAAAUUCAAUACCAUCCCAAACAACACCUACAUGGUACGUUUCCAUUUCUUUUCAUUCUCUUCACUAACUAAUCUUUCCACCGCUAAAUUCAACGUUUCCGUUCCCGGUUUCUCUCUCUUACAAAAUUUCAACGCCAAAAACACCACCAAUACUCUUUUAAUAAAAGAGUAUUUCGUCACAAUCAUAACAAAAAAAUUCAAAAUCACUUUCACACCUCAAACCUCAUCAUUCGCGUUUGUUAACGCAAUAGAACUCUUCAUGCUCCCUACUCAUUUUAUCCCCGAUUCUAUCUACCGUUUCAACCACAUCAACUCUACUGGCAAAAACUUAACUACUUACGGUGGUGGCUUGCUCUCACGAGCUUUGGAAACCAAACACCGUCUUAAUGUUGGUGGCGAAAAUGUCACUAGAUCAACCGAUAACUUAUCCAGAGAGUGGUUACUGGAUAACAGUUACAUAACUAAUCCACAAAACGCUCAUGGUAAUUCUGAGGCAGUUUCAAUUCCAUACACAGAAGAAUAUGAUAGUCUGAUUUCAAAUAAAUAUUUGGCUCCAAAUCUUGUUUAUCAAACUGCCAGAGAGACUAAAAACGGUUCUAACGGUUUAAACAUAAGUUGGAGUGUUCCUGUGGAGAAGAAUAUUGAUCAUUUUCUUAGGCUUCACUUUUGUGACUUUUCAAAUCUACAGCCUGGUCUUACAACUUUCUAUCUCUACAUAUAUGACAGUUUUGUUCAAUUUGUAAAUCAUGAUACAAAACUGUUGUCUCAGUUGCAUAAACCUUAUUAUUAUGAUUUUGUGGUUCGAUCCGAUGGCUCUGGGCUAUUGAAGGUUACUGUAACACCUAAUAAGACAGAUUAUAAACCAAACGCGUUUUUAAACGGGAUAGAACUAAUGAGAGUGAUUGAAUCAUCGGGUUUCGGUUCCUUAGAUGAAUCGGAUUCAAAUUCGAAGGUUAGUCUUCAAGUGUUGGUGGGUUCUGUUGUUGGAGGUUUAGUUUUGGUUUCAGUUGUGGUGGUUGUGUUUCUCUGGAUUUGUAAAAUAAGGAAACAAAUGCCUAUUGAGAAUUCCAAUUGGUUGCCGUUUCGAGGUGCCCCAGAAGGGAGUUCUCACGGCAGAUUAACUGAUCGGACAACACCUCAAGGCUCACCUCUACCUAACAUAAACCUUGGAUUGAAAAUCUCCUUGCUUGAUCUUCAACAUGCAACUGAGAAUUUUGAUGCGAAGUGGAUAAUUGGAAAGGGUGGUUUUGGAAUUGUUUAUAAGGGAGUUCUCAGGAAUGGAAUGAAUGUGGCAGUGAAAAGAAGUGAACCAGGAUCAGGUCAAGGACUUCCUGAAUUUCAAGCUGAGAUAAUGGUUUUGUCCAAGAUUCGUCACAGACACCUUGUUUCCUUAAUUGGGUAUUGUGAUGAAAGGUUUGAGAUGAUACUUGUUUAUGAGUACAUGGAAAAAGGGACACUUAGAGACAGUUUGUACAAUACAAAUUUGUCUAGUUUUUUGAGUUGGAAGCAAAGGCUUGAGAUUUGUAUUGGUGCUGCUAGAGGUCUUCAAUACCUUCACAAAGGAGCAACCGGUGGAAUCAUUCACCGCGAUGUGAAAUCUACAAACAUAUUGCUUGACGAGAAUCUUGUAGCUAAAGUUGCUGAUUUUGGUCUUUCAAGAACCGGUCCUCUUGAUCAGCAUUCUUAUGUCAGCACAGGAGUUAAAGGAACUUUCGGAUAUCUUGAUCCAGAGUACUUUAGAUCACAACAACUUACAGAGAAAUCUGAUGUUUAUUCAUUCGGCGUGGUUCUACUUGAAGUGUUGUGUGCACGACCAGCCAUUGAACAGUCUCUUCCAAGGGAACAAGUGAAUUUGGCUGAGUGGGGGCUUUUUUGUAAAGACAAAGGCUUGUUGGAUGAUAUUAUUGAUCGAUCCAUUAAGGGACAGAUUGAUCAAAACUCACUCAGAAAAUUUAGUGAGACAGUGGAAAAAUGCUUACAAGAUGAUGGUAGUGAUAGGCCUUCAAUGAGUGACGUGUUGUGGGACUUGGAAUAUUGUUUGCAGCUCCAGAGAGGUGCAAUACACAGAGAACCUCAUGAGGAUAGUUCCAGCAGUGCUUCAGUGUCAAUUCAAUUGACAAAUGUUCGCCGUUUUCCUUCGCUGUCUACACUGAGUGAAAUGGAAGACCUGUCUAUUGGGAGGGCUACCGAUGAAUCUGAUAGUGCACCGGAUGCUGUUUUCUCUCAGUUGAAAAUUGGUGAUGGUAGAUAGAAUUUCAUGUAAAGUCCUUCAAAGUAGAAUGAUUAACAUGCAAGUGUCUCAGGCGGAGGAUAUGCUUAAUAAAUAGGCAAGUGUCUCAAGCAGGAUGGAUAGAGAUGCUGCUAAAAGAACUGAAGAUCAUGGAACCUAAGAAAAUGAAGAUGUUUGUCCAUAACGAGUCAGCUAUUGACCUAGUUAUUCAUCCUAUGUGUCAUGGUUGUUGUAAAUACAGAGAGGAGGUAUCAUUAUCUCAAGGAUCAAGUAAAUAAAGGGAAGCUUGAACUUGAUCAUUGCAAGACAAAAUGGCAACUAGCUGAUAUACUCACCAAAUCUCUGAAGAAAGUCAGAUUCGAUGAGUUGAAAAAAAGCAUUGGGAUAAGAAGUCUCAAAAACAUGAAUUAGGGGGUGUGUUAGAAGUUGUAAUUCAUUUUUUUUAGAAAAUACUAUAUUAGACACGAGCGUGUUUGACCUAGUCGAAGUAGUAGAAAUCACUUGUAUUCAACGGAGCAAAUACAUCAUAUAGUUGGUAAGUUGAAAGACAAUUUAUAUGUUUUGGGAUAGGCUCUAUGUUAUGGGCUUGGGCCUUAGUUGCCUAUAAAUAAGUAUGUUGUUGUCAUUUCAAAAAUUGUUUUACAGUUUUAUAGAGCAACUUCACGAAAUAAACUUCCCUCUUUCUCAAUAUAGUUUCAUCUCUCUUUUUC